AUUACAAAACCCUACAAAUAAUAUUUCUGCUGAUCAAGAUUUGGAAUCUGGAUUCAGUAACAACAAUAACAACAACAACAACAACAACAAUAGACCUGUUGAAGGAAACAACACGUCUAGUAUGAUAAGAGACUAUUUUGAACAAUCCAGUCAUCCUGUGGCAGCAUUUUUCUUUUUAGCAUUUAGAUUGGGUGCAUUGUUGAUGUAUUUAUUAGGCUCUAUCUUCACUGAUAAUUUUACGUUGGUAUUUGUGAUUACCAUUUUACUUUUAGCCUUUGAUUUCUGGACAGUCAAGAAUAUUUCGGGUCGAUUAUUAGUGGGUCUUCGUUGGUGGAAUGAAAUUCAACCUGAUGGUUCAAAUAAAUGGGUCUUUGAAAGUGCUAGUCCAAGUCGAAUCAAUAAUCCCGCAGAUACUCGUUUAUUCUGGUGGACAUUGUAUGGUACACCUGCACUUUGGGGUUUGUUUGCUUUCUCGUGUAUCAUCACAUUAAAGUUUUCUUGGUUGAUUAUUGUGGGUGUUGCCUUGGUUUUAAACAUGGCUAAUGUGUAUGGCUAUACCCAAUGCGAUAAAGAUGCUAAAAAGAGAUGGGCUACUGGUAUGGCAACUCGUUCUGCUCUAGGUUCUCUUAGUAGUGGAGCCACUGGUUUGGUAGGCAAGGCAUUCACCAGUGGUUUAGGCAAAGUGUUUGGUUCUCGAUAAUCAAAUAAAAAUUACUUCUUUUAACAUGGAC
Molecule: messenger RNA, 731 nt
Organism: Gilbertella persicaria
Lineage: Eukaryota; Fungi; Mucoromycota; Mucoromycetes; Mucorales; Choanephoraceae
Exons: 3
Coding region: 122-700 (192 amino acids)
Biological process (GO): vesicle-mediated transport; protein secretion
Cellular component (GO): Golgi membrane
Source: RefSeq, a predicted model, not a curated record